Cryptococcus deneoformans JEC21 is the source of this 2325-nucleotide messenger RNA. Its product is annotated as signal recognition particle binding protein, putative. Gene Ontology annotation, biological process: SRP-dependent cotranslational protein targeting to membrane. Gene Ontology annotation, cellular component: endoplasmic reticulum membrane; signal recognition particle receptor complex. Bases 189 to 2213 code for a protein of 674 amino acids. Gene Ontology annotation, molecular function: GTPase activity; ATP hydrolysis activity; GTP binding. The transcript is spliced from 7 exons. Lineage: Eukaryota; Fungi; Basidiomycota; Tremellomycetes; Tremellales; Cryptococcaceae. The record is from RefSeq and is a predicted model, not a curated record.
AAGAUGAUUAGCGGUAGCAAUUCAAAUUACAUAUUUUGAUUACAGACUAAUUACUAAUUCGAUCGGAUGUCGGAGCCUCGCUCUCGCUAUCAGUAACGACUGAACAAACAGCCAAAUCAAGUUACGUAGGGCCGACUGCCAUUAUUGUCACACUCGAUUUGGCCCACCCCCUCAGGAAACAUACCAUAAUGCUCGAUCACAUAUCGAUAUCACACCAAAGCGGCCUCGUCCUUUGGUCUCGUGCUUUUACUCCCGCCUUUGAAACCCUUGCCAACACACCCAAUUCACCUAUUAAUGCGCUUGUCAAGUCCACAUUCAUUGAGGGCAAGGCGAUGACGAAUGGAGAAGAGCAAGGUUUAGAGAAGGACGGCUACAGUGUCAGAUGGAGUGUAGACAAUGGCUUGGGUCUUGUAUUUGUCGUGGUUUUCCCUGCACUUCUUCCUCUGACAUACGUUCCGGCUCUUUUGGAGCGUACCAAGGCAUUAUUUCUUGCCCUCUUCCAGCCCUAUGUCACUUCCUUAAUUGAAUCUCUUUCCUCUGGAGGUGCUUCCGCAGGAUCAGCUUUGAAACAGCUCAAGGAAAAGAUUGUGGAAGAGAGAUGGGAUGAAGUGUGGGAUAGGUGCUUUAGAAGCUGUGAAGGGGAGAAGAAGUCACGAAGUACAUUGGUAAAACAGAGAGUCUCAGAUAGAACCAAUCCUGCCAUUUCUAGUGCCGAUACUUCAGACGUUGAUGUCGGAUCACAAUCAGCGCUUAGUGCAGAAGAGAUUGCGAAGAAUGUACAAUCUUUGAAAGCGAAGAUGAAGGGCGGGAAGAGGCGUGGUGUGCGUGAUGGACUGAGCCCUUCCCCCUCCCCGUCACCGUCUCGCAAACCCCCUUCAAACGCGACUUCCAAACUUAUGCGUCGCUGGGGCGACACUCCAGUGACCGCUGAGGAUAUGGCUGCUCUCGAUUACUCCACCCCUGCUCCCGAUUCGUCAGCAAAUGAUACGGCUCACGUAGACAAAGAGUCCCUCAUUUCCUCGGAGGCGCUAGGAACAAGGAAUGAUACGGGAGCGUAUCAAGUGGCAGACUGGGAUUUCCGACGGGCACCUGCAAGUUCUCACGAGAGUCUUCCCUCUGAGGAAGAGAUCAUUGCACGCGGUACAUCCCGUCUUUCCCUGAACCGGCCGACAGAUGAUGGGUCGAAUCAAAGUUCUUGGACUAGCAUGUUCUCAAGACUUACAGGAAGCAAGAUCCUGACUCGGAAUGACCUGGAGCCGGUGUUGAUCGAAAUGGAGAAGCAUUUGAUGUCCAAGAAUGUGGCCAAGGAUAUUGCUGAAAAGUUGUGCAACAGCGUAGGCGCUGCACUGGUUGGGAAAAAGCUUGGUGGCUUGAAUAGCGUCAAGUCGGAAGUUCAAUCUGUUCUUUCGACCUCGCUUACCCGUGUACUCACGCCAAAGACGUCUACUGAUAUUCUGUUGGAAAUUCAACGCAAGCGAUCCUCUCACCUCGCAACCCUCAGCACUACAUCCUCCCCGCUCGACUCUGGUCCCGAUCCUUACACCUUGACAUUUGUUGGUGUCAAUGGUGUAGGUAAAUCUACGAAUCUGUCCAAAGUCUGCUUCUGGCUCCUUCAGAACGGGCUGAGGGUGCUAAUCGCCGCCUGUGAUACCUUUCGAAGUGGUGCAGUGGAACAGCUUCGAGUCCAUGUGAGGAAUUUGGGUGCUCUGGGGGAAGAAAUGGGUCAAGGCCAGGGGAAGAGGAUUGAACUGUUCGAAAGAGGGUAUGGGAAGGAUGCCGCCGGCAUUGCCAAGGACGCUAUUGCCUACGCUAAAGAGCACGCAUUCGAUGUCGUCCUCAUCGACACUGCUGGUAGAAUGCAGGAUAACGAACCACUCAUGCGCGCAUUGGCCAAACUUGUUACGGUGAACAACCCGGAUAAAAUUGUUUUUGUAGGCGAGGCAUUGGUUGGGAACGAGGCCGUGGAUCAAUUGACAAAGUUUGACCGAGCGUUGAGGGAUUUCUCUGGGGCCGGUGUUGGUGGGGUGGCGAGGAAAAGAGGGAUUGAUGGAAUCAUCUUGACAAAGUUUGAUACUAUCGACGACAAGGUCGGGGCGGCAUUGUCAAUGACGUACAUCACUGGGCAACCCAUCUUGUUUGUGGGUUGUGGCCAAACAUACACCGAUCUGAGGCAGUUGAGAGUCAACCAUAUUGUUCAGGCGCUGUUGUCAUAAAUCUAUCGCAGGGGUAUUACAAGGAAUGAUCAUAUGGAGAUAGUGUACAGUGUAAUGUAUUUCAACAGGUAUAUGCGUCGUAAUCUUCUGAAUCGAUAUCACUCUUCAACUG